This is a messenger RNA of Cryptomeria japonica (Japanese cedar), 1032 nucleotides long. RefSeq names its product F-box/kelch-repeat protein At1g80440-like. Lineage: Eukaryota; Viridiplantae; Streptophyta; Pinopsida; Cupressales; Cupressaceae. Bases 1 to 1032 code for a protein of 343 amino acids. Gene Ontology annotation, molecular function: protein binding. The transcript has a single exon. Gene Ontology annotation, biological process: negative regulation of cytokinin-activated signaling pathway; regulation of phenylpropanoid metabolic process. The record is from RefSeq and is a predicted model, not a curated record.
AUGGGAUUUCUGUUUCCUCGUCUUCCAGAUGAAAUUGGCCGCGAAUGCCUGCUGAGGGUGGAGUUGAAUUCUCAUCACAAACUCAGGUGUGUCUGCAAAAGCUGGAACGCCGAACUGAAAAGCGCCCACUUUUAUCAAGAGAGAAAAAGGUUGAAGAUUUCCGAGCAACGGAUUUGUAUGAUCCAGAAAAUAGACGGGAUUUGCAACCGAGUAGCGAUAUUCGACCCUGAGAAGAACACAUGCAAAAUUCUUCCGCCCAUUCCUACAGAAAUUAACGGCAUCUCUCACUCCUAUUUCGUGAAACAAAAACUGGUUUUGAUUACAGAUUUGCUUGUCGACUCUACAAAGAGUCGUGUGUGGUUGUAUGAUUUUAUUUGUUCGAAAUGGCGACAGGGUGCCAAAAUGCCAAGAUGGCUGACUAAAUUUGUAUCCGCGGCUGAUGACCACCGGGGACUGAUUUAUGUGGCUGGAGGUUUCACCAGCUCUUACAUUGAUGCAAGGUGGCAGAUUUAUUCUAACCCUGUCCAAAGCGUUUCAGUUUAUAAUGUGGAGGAGGACAAAUGGGAUGAUCUUCCCGACUUGAACACCUACGUAAGCCGCUCUUGUGGUGCUUUUGCUGAAGGCAAGUUUUAUGUAAUGAGCACUUCUCUCAUCUUUGAGGUAUUCGAUUCCUACACGCGAAGCUGGACAACUAUUUGGAAUAGAUUCAAGGGUUGGCAUCGUUUCAUAAGUGCUUUCGGGCGCUUGUAUGGCUUGUCUGUUAGGGGAUUGAUUGAAUAUGAUUAUAGCCAAGAUAAGCUGAGCAUUGUAGGAACUUUUCCAGAGCUGAAUUGGGGCCGUUCCAUUGACUUUGCUGUGUUGAUUAGCAAUAAAAUCUUUGUGGGCAUCUCAGGAUUUGAUACGUUCGCACCUCAAAGAUUUUUUAUACUUGAACCUCCAAGUGAGACAGGAGGAACUUUAAAGUUAAUUGGCAUAGAGCGACCAUCGAGCCUCCAGGGUUCUGCUAUAUGUGCUGCUACUCUCGAUCUUUGA